AUGGGCGAGGAAAUGCAAAAUCAAAAAGAACUAUUGGAACUCACUGAUUUUCUCGUCAAAACGGACAAUUCUUGGGCGGAAAUUGAUCCAAACGAAGUAGUCAAUACAUUUUCUCUGGUGUCAAAACUAAAUAUUCCACAGAAAGAAGAAGAUGCUGAUGAUAAUAAUUGUGAUUGUGGGGACGGAAGAGAAACCGAAUCUACUUAUGAGUAUAUUCCAUUGUUUAUAGCAACUAGAACUGGAAUAUCACAAAUUGUGGAAAAGAUUUUGAAGUGUCAUCCUCAAGCAGUUGAGGCGCACGAUAUCAAGCAUCAACAAAACAUUUUGCACAUGGCCAUUAAGUAUCGUCGGUUGGCCAUCUUUAAGAUUGUAAAGAAGAACAAAUUCAUAACCUCAAGGCUGGCUGACUUGAUUGAUAGCGAUUGGAACACCAUAUUGCACCACGCUGCAGAUAUGAGCUAUUUCACAGAUACGAACUAUUACUCUGUGGACGCUAAAGGUACAUAUGGUCCUGCAUUUCAGUUGCAAGAAGAAUUGCAAUGGAUGGCGCGUGUGCAAAAGAUAAUCCCACUUAAUUACACCAUGCACCGCAACAAGAAGGGUAUGACAGCGGAUGAGCUCUUUUCUAAGCAGCAUGCAGAGCUUCUUCAGUCAGCAAAAGUAUGGAUGAAAGAAACUGCUCAGUCAGGCUCGGUCGUGGCUGCUUUGGUGGCCACCGUGGCCUAUGCAGCUGAGUACACGGUUCCCGGGGGUACUAAUCAGAACGGGCUUCCUAAUCUCCAGCACUCUCCUUUCUUCAAAGCAUUGGCCAUUUCGAACACUGUCUCGCUUAUCUUGUCAUUGACUUCUUUGGGCACGUUUCUCAAUAUCAUGAGGUCUCCAUUUGAGUAA
Prunus avium (sweet cherry) is the source of this 891-nucleotide messenger RNA. Lineage: Eukaryota; Viridiplantae; Streptophyta; Magnoliopsida; Rosales; Rosaceae. The record is from RefSeq and is a predicted model, not a curated record.